GCAGUGGGAUAUGACAAGGGAGAAAAGUCUGGAAAGAAACAGAAUUUCACUAAGGAGAAGCCCAAGCCAGUCACUGACCUUCUGGGAGGAUCACACCUGGGGGGCUGCAGAAGAGAAUUCCCUUUGGACACCCUGGUUGGCACAAGGCUCCCACUCCCUGGGUGUUUGGGCAAGGACAGGUUUUACUCCGAGGAGCAGGACCAGCACCCAGGGCAGCAAUGGAGCGCCUGGCCUCCUUCAGCAAUGACCCCUUUGACAAGCCCCCGUGCCGAGGCUGCUCCUCGUACCUCUCGGAGCCCUACGUGAAGUGUGCUGAGUGUGGGCCCCCUCCCUUCCUCCUGUGCCUGCAGUGUUUCACCCGAGGAUUUGAAUACAAGAAACAUCAAAGUGAUCACACCUACGAGAUAAUGACAUCCGAUUUCCCUGUCUUGGAUCCCAACUGGACAGCUCAGGAGGAAAUGUCUCUCCUCGAGGCUGUGAUGGACUGUGGAUUUGGGAACUGGCAGGACGUAGCCAACCAGAUGUGCACCAAAUCCAAGGAGGAGUGUGAGAAGCACUACAUGAAACACUUCAUCAACAACCCCCUGUUUGCAUCCACCCUGCUGAACCUGAAGCAGGCAGAGGAGGUGCAGCACCAGGAAACAGCCAUUCCCUUCCACCCUGCUGAUGAUCCCCCACGGCCAACUUUUGAUUCCUUGCUCUCCAGGGACAUGGCUGGGUACAUGCCAGCCAGAGCUGACUUUGUUGAGGAGUUUGACAACUAUGCCGAAUGGGAUUUGAGAGAUAUUGAUUUUGUAGAAGAUGAUUCAGACAUUUUGCAUGCCCUGAAGAUUGCAGUUGUAGAUAUCUAUCAUUCCAGGUUAAAGGAAAGGCAGAGAAGGAAAAAAAUUAUAAGAGAUCAUGGCCUGAUCAACCUCAGAAAAUUUCAGAUUUUGGAGAGGCGGUACCCGAAGGAGGUUCAGGACCUUUACGAGACCAUGCGACGCUUCGCUCGCAUCCUGGGCCCGGUGGAGCACGACAAGUUCAUCGAGAGCCACGCACUGGAGUUUGAGCUGCGAAGGGAAAUAAAGAGACUCCAGGAAUACAGAGCAGCAGGAAUCACCAAUUUCUGCAGUGCCAGGACCUACGACCACCUGAAGAAGAGCCGGGACGAGGAGCGGCUGAAGCGCACGAUGCUCUCGGAGGUGCUGCAGUACAUCCAGGACAGCAGCGCCUGCCAGCAGUGGCUCAGCCGCCAGGCAGACAUUGAUUCCGGCCUGACUCCCACGGUACCAGUUCCUUCAACUACAGGCAGACGGAGCGCCCCACCUCUGAACCUCACAGGGCUGCCAGGGACAGAGAAACUCAACGAGAAGGAGAAGGAGCUCUGUCAGAUGGUGAGGUUGGUCCCUGGAGCCUAUUUGGAAUAUAAAGCUGCUUUAGUGAACGAGUGCAACAAACAGGGGGGCCUGAGACUGGCGCAGGCUCGAGCCCUCAUCAAGAUCGAUGUGAACAAAACCAGGAAAAUCUAUGACUUCCUGAUCAGAGAAGGAUACAUCACAAAGGCCUGAGGACAGGCAGCUUUGGCUGGAGCAGGCAGAUGUGGAGAAGCUUUGAAGUCACUUUGACAGCGCUGAAAGAUUUUACCAGUGUUGAAUGAAGGACAUUUCCUUUUGUUUGAAACCUUUCGGGGCUUUUUUUUUUUUUUUUUUUUUGGUAAAAACAAGUAGGGAGCUUUGUUAAAUUGUAUGAAUGCUGACAUUUCUUUGUCUGGGUUCGUUUUGACUCUGCUGUUGUCAGAAUUCCUCUGCCUCGGAGCGCUGGAAAGGAUCACAUGCCAUAUAAGCUAAUCUUAAACGUGGAUGGGCAUUGAUUCCUCACACCUCUGUGACUGCAGAGCAUCACGGUACCUUUAUGCUGACAGUGGCACAGAAUAAGGCCAGAAUAAGUCCCACUUCGUGCAGUACAGGUAUAGAAAUGCAGUCCCCUCCCUCCCUGUGCUCCUUCCUAAAUCAGUGGCAGCUUUCAAAGGUGACAGCACGUGCCCCAGCUAUAAAAAUAGAGCUUGCAGAGGUCCGGCCUUUUUAACUUAAUUGUGAUAAAGGAUGGGAAAGGACAUCGCAGGGAGUCUCCUCAACAGUUGUUACUUUUAUGUGGUAUUAGCACAUAUCCCAGCAGGAGGGCACUGCACAACCCAAUGAGCUUCAGCUCCUCGCCUCUUAUUUGGGAUUGUCAAAUUAUAUAUAAUCCCCCGGUUUCAGUCUUCGGCUUGUUGGGAAGGCUGGAAAUUACAGCCACUGCAGCCUUUGGGAACAGGAAUAAAAAGACACUCAGAACUCAACGUUCUCCCACAGAAAUUAAGGAGUGAAGAGCACAAAGCUCCUGUUGUGGGGUUUUACUCCCUCAGCCUAGUCAGCAGCUUGCCCACUGACCAACAAGCAGUGAGGAGGAGCAACAAGUUACUGAACACACAACCCCCCCCGUCACAUCAGCUGAUCCCUGUACAGCUUCAGUACAGAACAUUUGGAUUUGGCAAUAAUUGGAUGAUGAAGAUGGUUCUUUGCAGAUGCAGCUCGGCGUGGCUUAUUGCACAGUAAAUUGUUUGUCAGACUGCUUCCUGCUAAGGUGUAAUGCUGGAAUAAUGUCCCAUAGAAAACCUGACAAACUAAAGCAAGUGGCGUGUUGGCUCUCAAGUUUGGGAUCUCGUGGAAAAGCCGAAGUGAGCCACAACUACACCGAUACCUGUUUAAGGUGUUUGGGUUUGGGUGGUUUUGUCCCCGAGAGUAAUUAUCCUGUGGACCUGAGGUGCCAGUGAAUGUGAAGUAUUUUGGUUUGUAAUAAAAUCAAAAUGACUUGAAACAAUCUUACAUCCACGUCCCUGGACUCCGAGUGAGACUGUAAAGGUCACGCAGCUGCCUGGAUCUGUAUCCAUCAGCUUCUCACCAGGAGAAGGGAGAUAAACGCACAACAGCAGCUGUGGGGAUGGGACGGCUGCACUUCCUAGAAAAUAAUGCUAUUUAAAGAAAAGCAGCAGUAAUAAACUACAUGUUGAAGAUUAAAGUCUGUAGAAAUUGAGACUCUAUAACUGGGAAUGCUGAGGGAAUGACGGUGAGCUGUAAUGCCUUGGGAAUGUGUUUCCCACUUUUAACAUUAAACAGCCAAACUGCUUUU
Molecule: messenger RNA, 3150 nt
Organism: Lepidothrix coronata (blue-crowned manakin)
Lineage: Eukaryota; Metazoa; Chordata; Aves; Passeriformes; Pipridae
Gene: TADA2A
Product: transcriptional adaptor 2A
Exons: 16
Coding region: 219-1550 (443 amino acids)
Biological process (GO): chromatin remodeling; regulation of transcription by RNA polymerase II
Cellular component (GO): nucleus; SAGA-type complex
Molecular function (GO): protein binding; chromatin binding; zinc ion binding
Source: RefSeq, a predicted model, not a curated record